UCGGCCCUUUCCUGCUGCCUGUCCAUCUUGGCGGAGCGUCUCCGUUACCGCCCGAGCCGACGCGAGGCAGCAACAUGGUGGCCGCGAAGAAGACGAAAAAGUCCCUAGAGUCCAUAAACUCCAGGCUGCAGCUGGUUAUGAAAAGUGGUAAAUAUGUGCUAGGCUACAAACAGACUCUGAAAAUGAUUAGGCAGGGCAAAGCCAAGUUGGUCAUCCUUGCCAACAACUGUCCUGCUUUGAGGAAGUCUGAGAUCGAGUACUACGCCAUGCUGGCCAAGACUGGCGUCCACCACUACAGCGGCAACAACAUCGAGCUGGGCACAGCCUGCGGCAAGUACUACAGGGUCUGCACGCUGGCCAUCAUCGACCCAGGUGACUCUGACAUCAUCAGAAGCAUGCCAGAACAAACCAGUGAGAAGUAAAUGCUGUAAAGGUCUUAUUUCUACAAUAAAACUGGUUACAGAUGUGUUUUAAGAAAACAACAAUAAUUUGUAUUAUACCUUUGCUGGCUUCAGGGAAGAAACUCUAUAAAUGGAGAUUGGUUGCCACUGAUGUGUUGC
Molecule: messenger RNA, 560 nt
Organism: Indicator indicator
Lineage: Eukaryota; Metazoa; Chordata; Aves; Piciformes; Indicatoridae
Gene: RPL30
Product: ribosomal protein L30
Exons: 5
Coding region: 75-422 (115 amino acids)
Cellular component (GO): cytosolic large ribosomal subunit
Molecular function (GO): structural constituent of ribosome; RNA binding
Source: RefSeq, a predicted model, not a curated record